UAUCUUCCUGGUUACGAAAGUCUUCUUCCUUUCCACCUUGAAACUGGAUACAUUGGUGUUGGUGAGGGAGAGAAAUUUCAGCUUUUCUACUACUUCAUCAAAUCAGAGAACAAUCCUGAAGAAGAUCCUCUUCUAAUUUGGUUAUCUGGAGGACCUGCAUGCUCUUCUCUCUCUGCCCUUGCUUUUGGAAUCAGUAGUUUCAAGCAAGAUAAAAAAUGA
Molecule: messenger RNA, 219 nt
Organism: Thlaspi arvense
Lineage: Eukaryota; Viridiplantae; Streptophyta; Magnoliopsida; Brassicales; Brassicaceae
Source: the annotation of a GenBank genome assembly